AUGGACGGGGAAGGUGGUAAAGGUGGGAAUUCCACCCUAGCUACAGGGAAUACAUCAGAUUUCGUAAAGAAACUCUAUCGCAUGUUAUCGGAGAAACAGCAUUCGCAUGUGGUCAGGUGGUCGGAUAAUGGUGGAAGUUUUAUUGUUUUUGAUAACGCAGAAUUUACCAAGAACGUUCUUCCGCAGCAUUUCAAGCACAGCAAUUUUGCUAGUUUUGUCCGACAGUUGAAUAAAUAUGAUUUUCACAAAGUCAGGGCUACGGAUGAAUCGCUGAUACAGAAUGGAGACCAGGCAUGGGAAUUCGUGCAUCCCAAUUUCAGAUUCGGGGACGACAGUAACCUCGAGGGAAUCAAAAGGAAAGCGCCAACUCAAAGAAACAAAAAGGAUUCAGAAGAGCCCCCGAAGCAGGAUGAGACACGGGAGGUCAUUGCGAAGCUCCAGGCGAGGUUGGAGCAGGUGGUCUCGCAGGUUAAUAACCUGGAGGAUUUAUAUCAUAAGGCGGUAUCGCAUAUGAGGUUCAUGAAUGGCAGUGGAUAUAUGCCCCCUCAAAUGCACCCGCACCACCCAGAACAUGAGAUACCGAUGCAUGUCUCCCCUCAAUUGAUGGCACACCAAAUGUCCCCGCACGGCGCCCCGCAAAUGCACCCCUCCACACCCCUCCAACAGGCCGAAAGAUUCAUACACCAACAGCAGCACUCAAAUAUCCCGCCGCCGCCGCCACCCCAUCAUCAGAAUGGAUACGUAGAUAUAAACGCUAAUAAUAUGAAUAACGCCAACAACACGGCUAUAAACCUCAGUGGGUUCGGAAACACAGCCGCACAAUCCGGAGUCCCGUUGCAUGCUACGGAUCCACAGAUUUCAACUACAUUCCGACAAGAAACUCGACGACCGAUGGGGACGCGGAAGAAGAGUGCUAGUGGUGUUGUACCGCAUUGGAAACGGCCGCCGAAGAUUUUGCUGGUGGAGGAUGAUCCUACUUGUCGUAAGAUUGGGCUUAAGUUCCUCGAAGCGGUAGGGUGUUUGCCGUUUUACGCUUGUGACGGUUUGGAAGGAAUUCGAAAGUUUCAAGAUCUUAAUGGGCCUCACUACGAUUUAGUCCUGAUGGAUAUCGUAAUGCCCCAUCUUGACGGAGCCAGCGCUUGUGGUGAAAUCCGAAAAGGAAGACCGGACAUGAAAGAUCCUCCUGUUAUCGCCAUGACAUCGAAUAUCAGAACUACAGAUAUAAAUCUAUACUUCAACUCUGGCAUGAUCGACGUCCUCCCAAAACCCUUCACCCGCGACGGUCUCCUCCAAACCCUUCAAAAAUGGCUCCCCCAUCUACAAACCAAUCCAACCGAAUCCUCAUCAAAAUCCAGCAGCUCCUUCCCCACACCCGGUAGCUCCAAAGCAAGUAACUUCCCACAGAAUAACAACAAUAACAACAAUAAUAGUCCAAUCUCAACCUCCACCCCAGCACCUCCUCAGCAGCAACAGCCACCACAAGCAUCUAAUUCCCCGGUUCUAAAAACCGAAUACGAUAACACCACAGCUUCGCACAUGGAUGAUGUUUCUGACGACGAAGAUGAUAGGGGCGGACAACAUACCCCGGAUAGUUCGGUAGGCGGUCGAGUAACUUCAUCUACAAUGAGCGGCGGCGGCGGCGGCGGCGGCGCAGCAAACCAUCUACACGCCGCGCCCCCGGGACAUCCUCAACAGCAGCAACAACAUCCACACCAUCAUCCACACCAUCACGGUCAUCAUCCAAGCGGAGACUAUACAUUUGGAGAACCAAACGGUCCGCCAAGUGGAUAUGGAAAUCCGGGAGGUAGUGCUGGUGCUGGUCCUAGUCCUGGUGCCGCCGGCGGAGUUGAAGGUGAAAUGUUAAAUGCUUCGGCAGGGAUAUAUACACCUGGACUUGUGGGAUUAGGAGGACCACCUCCUGGGGGGAUGGCAUCACCUAGAGGAGGAAUCAGGAGACAGGUGGAUGCGGGGAUUCAUGAUGAGUAUGAUCCGAGGAUGAAGAGGAUGAGGUAUAAUAAUGCUGCCUAA
This is a messenger RNA of Orbilia oligospora ATCC 24927, 2028 nucleotides long. RefSeq lists its product as uncharacterized. Gene Ontology annotation, biological process: phosphorelay signal transduction system; regulation of DNA-templated transcription. The transcript is spliced from 7 exons. The coding region runs from base 1 to 2028 and encodes 675 amino acids. NCBI's taxonomy places the organism in Eukaryota, Fungi, Ascomycota, Orbiliomycetes, Orbiliales, Orbiliaceae. The record is from RefSeq and is a predicted model, not a curated record. Gene Ontology annotation, molecular function: DNA-binding transcription factor activity; sequence-specific DNA binding.